AAAUGCAGGCGGCUGUUGGGAGAUCUGACUGAUAAACGCUCCUCAGAGGAAUCAGUUGGAUUAAAUAUUUGCGCCUAAUUUGGGCUGUUUGUUAUCGCAAGCGAUGGAAAGCAAGGCUGUAAUGUUUUCUGCACUUUUUCUCGUCUGUAUUACGCUAGUAAACGGAUCCCCAGCAUCUUUGAAAGUGAGCAAGCUUACCAAAGCAAGAAAUGUCACAUGGUCAUCUUACAAUUUCAAAACAAUCCUAACGUGGGGACCUAAACCUGUCAACUACACGUAUACGGUUGAAUUUUCAAGAGUUGGGAAGGACAAACACAGAAACCCUCACUGCAUUAGAAGCCCCGAGACCGAAUGUGACCUGACUAAUGAACUAGAACCGAAGGGGGUCUAUUCUGCUGAUGUCCUCUCUGAGUCUCUACAGGGGUCUGCCGACUACGUAUCCCCAUUCACCAGAUCAAAGACGUUCUGUCCCUAUAACGACACGAUAAUUGGAAGGCCCGAUUUUAAGUUGAACGUGAACGAGAACAAGAUCGUGCUGAUCAUACAAGACCCCAUCACAGCUCUGCACAAAGAUGGCAGAUCUCUGAACAUACGCGACGUCUUUAAGAAAAAUCUCAAGUACACGAUCACGUACAACAAAGCUGGAAGCACAGGAAAAAAAACGCUGACCGUGGAUGAGAGCAAAGCAGAGUUUAAUAGUCUGGAGGAGGAUCAGAGUUACUGCUUCAGCGUGGCGGCGUACAUCCCCUCUCGUAAAGGAGAAAAGAGGGUCGGAGAAUGGAGCCUGCCCAAGUGUUCACCACAGAAGCACAAGAACCUGAUCGAGGAGUAUGGACUGGCUGUGAUCGGAGGAGCGGCGCUCAUUAUACUUGCUUUUGUAAUUGCUGUAACCGUACUGAUCGUGGUUUGCUGUAAACGAGCACGAAGACAAACACCGACGGCCAAGGAAACAGUAGUAUAGGCAUGAAGGAAUACAACAUUUCUGCUGUUUCGGGCUCAGAACGGGAUGUACAGCUGGACUGUAACCGUUUUUGCGCCGAGUGAAACCUGGUUUCUAUGAAACGCAAACACUACAUGAUAUGUUGUACAUAUCAGAUCUUUUUAUUUUGGUUACGGAUGAGUCAAACUGUAUCUGUUUAUUAAAUGGCAUUAUUUAUUGUUUUUUCCGAAAUGUAUUAUUAUUAUUAUUAUUGGUAGUAGAAAAAAUAUUUUUAAGAUUUACAAAAUC
Molecule: messenger RNA, 1228 nt
Organism: Puntigrus tetrazona (Sumatra barb)
Lineage: Eukaryota; Metazoa; Chordata; Actinopteri; Cypriniformes; Cyprinidae
Gene: f3b
Product: coagulation factor IIIb
Biological process (GO): blood coagulation
Cellular component (GO): membrane
Molecular function (GO): protein binding
Source: RefSeq, a predicted model, not a curated record